Molecule: messenger RNA, 1353 nt
Organism: Dujonia railenensis
Lineage: Eukaryota; Fungi; Ascomycota; Pichiomycetes; Serinales; Debaryomycetaceae
Source: the annotation of a GenBank genome assembly
AUGAACGAAGAAGUGUCCACACCGUCUCCCGUAAAGGUUUACACCAACCCCACUUCACAUUUUUCAUCCAGUAUGGCGCCUUCUUCAACUUCAUCGACCAUCACACCCAUGAAGCAACGAAGUCGAGGUAUCAGCUUAAACAUAGCUGUAUCGCCCGCAUCGCCCCAGUUAAGCAACAGCAGCUUCAUGGGCCCCAAUAAUAGCAGUCAUAAUCACAACAAUAGUCAUAAUAGUCAUAAUAAUCAUAAUAGCAAUGGUAGUGGUACCACAGCCAACGGUUACCUGCAUCAUCGAAGGAAUAGUCUGGCCAAUACCCUUCCCCAGCUUUCCGAGUCUCCAUGGGAGGAGCUCAAGUAUGAUUUACCGCUACCAGAAACGGACUCAUUGAUGAAUAUGGACAUCGAUGAGCAAUUACGACUCUUGGCCCUAAAGGAAAUGAGUGUGGUGGAAAUAAAAGACCACAUUGGAACGCUACAGACUAAGUUGAAGAAGCAUGAGGGUGAAUUACAUAGACUUAGAGAAGUGAUACAGAGAACAUUAUACAAGGAAAUGGGUAGUAGCUCCAAUACCAGUAACAAUAUUAUCAAUACCACAAAUAACAAUACCACUAACAACAACGGACUGUCAGAACCACGAGAUGCUGCUGUCAGGUCGACAAAGAGACGAAGCAGGACAUUGUCUCUCACGGGUUCAACAAUAUCGGAAGAAAAUGAUCUAACGGAAGCGCCAAUUAGUAGAACCAAUUCUAUUCAAACACCAUCGAAGAAGAACAAUGUUGUGACUAAGCAACCGCCACAAACCAAGCCCGAUAGAUCAAGUAGUAUAUGGAGUAACCUUUCAAAGCCAUUAAAUCUAAUUCAGCAGUUCGACACUAUGCUUCAGAAUGAGUUCGAAAAGUCGUUGAUUCCACAAGAACACCAGAUUCCGAAGCAGAACCAGCACCCACACCAGGAAGACAAUACCAACCUCCCGAGACGCGACCACAAGUACAGCGAUAGCAAUGAGAGUGUUCGAACGUCUGAAGAUUCGACUUCAAGUGGUAUGACUGCAGCAUCUUCGCCACUUAAGGACAAGCACCCAGCUGUGUCCCAAGUCGGAUCAUCGUAUGAGGAGAAAAUCCAGACAGUUUCACUGUCCAUCUGGUCGUUUGUGAGCGAUGUAAGGACCAAUGUGAUGUCUUCGUUGGCUGACGAAGGCACUGAGGUCAUGUAUAAUAUAGACACAGGCUCCACCAUAAGCUUGAAUGAGACUCAGAAUGUUGAUACUCAUAUUAUAAAGGAGGCAGAAGUUGACAAGAUAAGAGAAUUCCGAGAUAAAGGGCUGUUGGUUGAACGCAAGCUCAAAACUAGUUGA